This is a messenger RNA of Cinara cedri, 2899 nucleotides long. The record is from the annotation of a GenBank genome assembly. Lineage: Eukaryota; Metazoa; Arthropoda; Insecta; Hemiptera; Aphididae.
AUGCAAGGAGCCGGGAAACGGCCGACGAAAGUCCCUGACCGGUACAACCCCAGUGCUUCUUACCGUACUCCUUCCAUACUACCUACUUUCGACCUAUCUCUAAACAUGUCUGACAACGAAAGUUCUACCGCUCGCUCUAUUUCCCCCCCCUAUUGAAGACUGUCAACCUGACCUACGCUCUUUAUUACUUCAGUUCCAUACAGACUCCAAAAAGCAAUUUAAAGAGUCCCAAAGACAAUGUCAGAAUUCUUUCCUCGAUCUCAAAAAGGAUAUGACAGAGAUCAACACUAAUCUAUUAUCAAUACUGGAGAGUACUCAAGCUGAGUGUAAGGCCUACACUGAUAAACAAGUGUCAGACGUACGGUCCGAACUCAAGUCUGAUCUAGCUAGUUUUUCUGAUCGCUUGUGCUCAGUAGAGGGUCAAUCUGCCCGGUUAGCUGCUCUCGAAAUCGCUUUUGAAAAAAUGAAAGUCCCCACUACAAAUUCUUUUUCUAAUCUCCCUGUAACCACUCAAUCUCUGCUCGGGAUAGAUAGUCCUAAAAAAACAAGAUACUCUUUCGGCCCUCAAAUUCCUUCUUCUACUUUCAUUGCCCCACCCAAACCAGUCUCCACCAAUUUUCAACCCGCUCUUUCUCAUAAUCAACACGCUCUUUUAAAUCCAACCCUCACACAAAAUCAACUACCCCCCCUUUUAAAUCAAGAUAACGUUCAUAAUUCUCAACUUUAUUCUUCUAACAAUAGUUCUAUUUUCUCUCAAGAAAAAUACUCUGAUGUGAUCCCUGAAUUUAAUGGUAACCUCACCCCUACUCAUCCUGAAGCUUUUCUUGUCGAGAUCAAUGACUAUUUCCAGUUUCAAAAUAUCCCAGACUCUCUUAAAAUUAACAUGGUCCGAAGACGGAUGACUGGUGAUGCCAAACAAUGGUUCCAUGCCCUCACUCCUCCUCCUACCACUUUCCAUGAUUUCACCGUACUUUUCCGUCAACAUUUCUGGUCAUACAAUAAACAAUUAAUGACCCGUAAUGAACUCUCUCGUCCUUACUCUCAUCGCGAUACGUCCUCUCUUCAAAAACAUGCAAUAGAAUGGAUCAAUAAAGCCAAAUACCUUAAUCCCCCCAUGGAAAACGAAACCCUAAUUUUUCAAAUUCUCUCUCACUUCCCAGAAACAGUAGCUAGUCCUUUAAGAAUUCUCCGUAUCAAAACCCUUAAUGAACUCAUUGACCACCUUUCAUAUGCUGAGCAUUCUUACCGUCCUAACAAUAAUUCUUCCAAUAAUCCUUUAAAUUCAUAUGACCACUCUCAAAGUAAUCGACCUAAUAACACUAAUAAUAACUCCUCCAACCGUAAUAAUAAUUAUCAAGACAGAUAUCAAGGACGUCCCCCUUAUAGUAAUGACCGCCGCCACAAUCCUCCUAGUAAUCUUACAUCAAAUACUCCCAACACUUCUAGUACUUCUAAUACCUCUCAAAACCCUCCUACGGGAAACGCCCAAUGACCAGUCUUGUGAGGAAAGCUUCUGGUCCAUUUCCCAACAUUCCUCAAUUAAACAUUCUCUCUCAUCCGUUAAGUCCCGAACAAAAAAUUGCACCAUUACUUAGUUUUCGCCCCAAAAUCGACAUCUCCAUAUUUAAUAACUCCUAUACUGUCCUUCUUGAUUCUGGUGCUUCUGUCUCUGCUAUAUCUGAAACACUUUACAAUAUUUUAAAAAAUGAUCCCUCUAAAUUUGAUAUUCCCUCUUUCCCUCUUUCUAGUAUAUUCUUAAAAACUGCAAUCUCAAACCGGUCUGUCAAAAUUAAUUCCCAAAUCUACUUACAAUUUAAUAUUAACAACUUUAAAACGCACGCAAUUUUCUUAAUAGUUCCCCAUCUAUCCACUCCGCUUAUUUUAGGUACUGACUGGUCUGUUAACAGUAGUAAUAAUCUAAUAUACUCCCUGAAACAUGUUGAACUAGAAGACCUCUGUUUAAAUUCUGUAGUCAAUGAACCCCGUGAAAGCUUGUUUCCUUUCCCUCUAACAAAAAAUGUUGCUCUUAAUGAUAUUCCUCUUGAUGAACAACAACAACAGUUAUUAGAAUCGCUAAUUAAUAAGUAUGAUCACAUUUUUCAGGAUCGUCCAGGGUUACAUAAUUCUUUUUCAUAUAAGUUCAAUGUUCGUGAACAUCAGCCUUACAAAUUAAAACCCUACCCUGUUCCGUUUUCUCGUCGUUUCGCUGUUCAGCAGGAGAUCGACAAGAUGCUUAAUUGGGGGGUUAUUGAAAGAUCUGAUGCACCUUAUAAUAAUCCUUUAGUCACUGUAGUAAAACCUGACGGUUCUAUCCGGCUUUGUUUAGAUGCCCGAAAGCUCAAUAGCAUUAUUCUCCCUACCCGUGACAGUUCUCUUCCCAUUGAUGAGAUUUUAGCUAAAUUUAAUAGUAAAAAUGUUUUUACCACUCUUGAUUUUACUUCUGGUUAUUGGCAAAUUCCCCUUGACCCUUCUGUUCGCCAAUAUACUAGUUUUUUAUAUGAUGGCAGGUCUUACCAGUUUUGUGUUGUACCGUUUGGUCUCAACAUUUCUAAUGCCGCUUUUGGUAAAGGUUUGGAAGCUGCCUUAAACAAUUUUACUGUCCCAUGUCCUUUCCCUAAUGAUAUCCACACGUAUGUUGAUGAUAUACUUAUUUCUUCUCAAUCUUUUCAAAAUCAAUUAAUUAGUCUUGAAUGGAUUUUUCAAAAAAUUUCUCUCUCGAAUCUUACUCUUAAAUUUAAAAAAUGUCAUUUUCUUAAAGCUCAAAUAAAAUUUCUUGGUCACUUCGUUUCUUCCAGUGGUACCAUAAUGGACCCUGACAAAAUAAUAGCUCUUAAAAAUUUUCCUGAACCCCGCAACAGAAAAGAUCUUCAAUCUUUCUUUGGUUUCUGUAAUUUCUACC